Messenger RNA from Saprolegnia parasitica CBS 223.65, 1929 nucleotides. RefSeq lists its product as hypothetical. Gene Ontology annotation, molecular function: acyltransferase activity. The coding region runs from base 21 to 1883 and encodes 620 amino acids. The record is from RefSeq and is a predicted model, not a curated record. The transcript is spliced from 3 exons. Lineage: Eukaryota; Oomycota; Saprolegniomycetes; Saprolegniales; Saprolegniaceae.
AUUCGUCAACAAGCCGCAGGAUGAGCAGCUAUCCGAACGGCGUCCGCGAGUGCUGGGGCGACUACCGCAACGAAGAGGACCUUGAGAUCCCGACGCAGGCGCUGUACCAGCACCAGAAGAAGCUGCCGAACCUGCCCGUGCCCACGCUCGAGGCCACAUGCGCGCUCUACCUGCAGACGGUCCGCCCGCUCGCGACCGACGCCGAAUUUGCCGAGACCAAGAAGGCCGUCCAGGCCUUCCUCGAUGGCCCGCUCGGACCGACGCUGCAGCAGCGCCUCCUCGAGCGCGCGGCCUCGCGGCCCAACACGUCGUACCUUGCCGAAUGGUGGAACACGCUCGGCUACCUCGAAGUCCGCGACCCGGUCGUCUUUUAUGUGAGCUACUUUUUCCACUUUAGCGACGCAGCGCAUGCGCUGCAGCGGUCGCAGGUCGGCCGCGCCGCGAGCCUCCUCGUCGCCACCAUGGCAUUCCGCAACCAAGUCGCGUCGGGUACGCGGCCGCCCGAGGUGCUCGGCCGUGGCAAGACGCCGCUCUGCGCGACCGCGUACAAGUACAUGUUUAACGCGUGCCGCAUUCCGCACCGCAGCGCGGACUCGUACCGUAUUUACGACCCGAGCUUGCACCACCACAUUGUGGUCUUGCGCAACAACAAGUACUUCAAGGUGCAGCAGUCGGCGACGCCGCUCACGUUCCUCGAAUGGACCACCGUCCUCGACAAGAUUAUCGCGAUCGCUGGCGGCAAGGAGUCGGCGAUCGGCGUGCUCUCGUCGCAAGACCGCGACGUGUGGGCCGAUGGCCGCGACCAGCUCCUCGUCGAUGGCAACGAAGCGUCACUCAAGGACAUCGAGUCGGCGGUCGUCGUGCUCUGCCUCGACGACGAGACGCCCGUCUCGCGCACCGAAGUCGCGCGCGGCCUUUGGCACGGCAACGGCCGCAACCGCUUCUACGACAAGACGAUCCAGCUCGUCGUGUACGAGAAUGGCAAGGCCGGGAUUCUCGCCGAACACUCGAUGCUGGACGGGAUGGCCAUGAGCGUGUACGCAGACUUUAUGCUCACCGGUCUCCGCAACGGCUCGAUCGACCUCGGCGAUCUGACGACGCCCCAUGACGCGCUCCACUUGCCUGCGAUCACGCAGCUGCCGUUCAACAUUACGCGUGCGACGCUGCGCAACAUUGCGUUGGCCGAGCACAGCUUCGACCUGCUUGUCGCGGACCACGAAGUGCACGUCGAGUCCUUCUACGGUUAUGGCAACGCCCUCAUGAAGACGUUCAAGUGCAGCCCGGACGCCUAUGUGCAAAUGGCGAUUCAGCUCGCGGCGCGCAAGUACUGGGGCAAGGACGUUGGCACGUACGAAGCGUCGCAGGUGCGCCCGUACCUCCACGGCCGCACCGAAACGACGCGCAGCUGCUCGAUCGCGAGCAAGGCGUUUGUCGAUGCAAUGGUCUCUUCGGGCCCGCUCGAGCGCGUCAGCGACAAGGCCAAUGCCUGCCGCAACGCGUGUGCCUCGCACGUGCAGUACAUGAAGCUCGCGGCGCAGUCCAAGGGCGUCGACCGUCACUUUCUCGGGCUGCGCUUGCUUCUGCAGCCGGGCGAGUCGGCGGCGAUCUUUGAGGACCCGCUCUUCGCGCGCUCCAAGUACUGGCAGAUCUCGACGAGCCACUUGACGCACGAGCUCUUUGACGGCUGGGGCUGGGGCGAGGUGGUCGCCGACGGCGUCGGCAUUGCCUACAGCAUCAAGAAGAACUCGGUGCACUUUAACAUUGCGUGCCGCAAGACGAUUCCGCUCUCGAUGUCGCGCGCGUUUGGCCAUUUGCUCGAAGAAAGCCUCCUCGAGAUGCGCCAUGUCUUUGAAGCGGAGAUGCCGCCGCAGGCCAAGCUCUAAGCUGAUAGGACUCUAAUACCAUUGCAUGGAGUUUGUGUGCACCGAC